Messenger RNA from Polistes canadensis, 3769 nucleotides. Its product is annotated as cytochrome b5 reductase 4. Gene Ontology annotation, biological process: superoxide metabolic process; generation of precursor metabolites and energy. Gene Ontology annotation, molecular function: oxidoreductase activity; heme binding. The coding region runs from base 264 to 1988 and encodes 574 amino acids. The record is from RefSeq and is a predicted model, not a curated record. Lineage: Eukaryota; Metazoa; Arthropoda; Insecta; Hymenoptera; Vespidae. Gene Ontology annotation, cellular component: endoplasmic reticulum. The transcript is spliced from 10 exons.
UGAAGAAAAAAAUUAAACAACGAUUCUUCUGAGAAAAUUAUUAUAAAAAUUAAGGAUUCGAUGAAGAUAAAAACGUGAGCAGAUAAUUGUGCUAUUGAAAAACAACGAUCGAAAAUUGACGUUAAUGUUGAUGUGAUGUUGAAUGACUCAUAAACAAAAGAAAAAGAAAAAGAAAAAAGAAAAAUAAAAAGAAGAAAAUAAAGUAGAGGAAGGGGGAAUAGCAAAAAGAAAUAAAAUAAUACUUAAUAAAUAAAAGUUAAAAUAUGAAAAAAAUAAGUUCACCCGAGGAAUAUAAGGAAUCGGAUAUGGAUGAAAUAGAUUUGCAAGAUAAAAUGAGGAUGAUCGGUGUAAAAUCUUCCUCACCUACUAGUCUCUUAGCAAGAAACACUCUGUUGCUACCGAGCGGAGUAGUUAAUGUCAAACAAUUAUCCAAUGUAAGUUCAACGAAUGACACUGGAUCGUCCACGAAGUCUUCUGGCUCGGCGACUGGAAAUCCAAGAAAUAAGACAGCAUUAGCACCAGGUCACAGUGUCAUGGAUUGGAUACGAUUAGGUAAUUCAGGAGUGGAUUUAACUGGAGUUGGUGGAAUUCCACGUACAGUCACAUUAACUGAAUUAGCCAAUCAUAAUAAGCAAAACGACGCGUGGAUUGCAAUAAGAGGAAUAGUUUUCAAUGUGACACGUUACAUGGAUUUCCAUCCAGGAGGAAUUGACGAAUUAAUGAAAGGAGUUGGAAAGGAUGCCACGAAAUUGUUCGAUAACGUUCACGCUUGGGUAAAUUAUCAAAGUCUUCUUCAAAAAUGUGUCGUUGGUAGACUGUGUCGUUCUUCGACUUCAAAUACAUCCAAGACCAAUGGAAAAUCAUCUAUUGCAAAUGAUCUCUUGAAAAGUUGCACAACUCAAAGUACAAGCGAGGAAGAAAAAGAAGAAGAAACCGAUGGCGGUGUUUCAAAAAUUAAGAUGGAUUGGCGUCAAACGUCUAACACCAUAACUUUGUUUUAUCAAAGUAUAGACGAUUAUCAGGGUAUCUAUUAUCGUUUAUCGAGGAUAAAUGAUACCAAACUCGUUUUUAAUUUAUCUUUUGAAAAAAAUAUUGUAACGCACGAGCUUGAAUUAGCUGGAGAAAUCGAAUGGCCUCCUACUUGGAGUAGAAAUUAUGAAAACAUGGAAGUAGAUUUUACGUUCAAAAAAAAGGAUAAAAUUGUUUGGAAAACUCAAGGUAAUCAUACCUUAUCACGAGAACCAAUAACCAAUAAGAGAACUUAUAAAGGAUACGAAGUCCUAACGAACACACCACUUUGUAAAUUAGUUCACUUGUUAGUUUUACGAGCUAAAGAUUCGUUAGAAUUAAUACCAAUCGGUAGACACUUGGAAGCAAAAAUGAACAUUGCAGGUGUUGAGGUUUCUAGAUAUUAUACACCUGUACCACCCUGUCUUCACCCGGAAAACACGGCACCGAAUUACACGUCAGAUUGUAUAUGCCUGAUGAUUAAAAGAUACGAAGAUGGUGCUCUUAGUCCAUCUAUAACAGCUUUGAAAACUUCAGAAAGUAUCACGUUGAGUAACGGACUUGGUAACUUUAUCGUUGAAUCCUUUGAUCGUUUUACCGUCAUUCAUAUGUUGGCUGCUGGAACAGGACUAACAGUGAUGUUAGGAAUAAUUCAACGAUCUCUUGCAAGGCGUCACGUGAAAAGUAUCAAUCUUUUAAACUUCAACAAGGAUGAAGAUAACAUGUUCUAUGUAGAACAAUUAGAGAGAGCUUGCAAUACAAAUAAAUUAAAAGUUACGCAUAUUCUAUCGCAAGCGGGAGAAUUAUGGAAUGGUAGACGUGGUUCGAUAUCUGAUGAACUUUUGAAAGAAUUAAUAGGCAAUUAUUCACCUGACAGUUGUGUGUUUGUUUGUGGUCCUAAAGGAUUCAUGGUUUCCGCAAAAAAAUGUCUUCAUAAUUUCAAAUGGAAGUCCUAUCAAAUACACGAAUUCGAUGAUUGAGAUAAUCUUAAAAUUUGUUUUUAUAUUCCAAGCUCGAUCAUUGAAGGAAGAAUUUAAAAUUUGGGUUUAAGUUAUUGUACAAAUUCGUUACGGAUAAUCGAAUGUGUUGAGGGAUUUCAAGAAAGUCUUGUACUAUCCAUCCCUAAAAUUAUAAACACAAAUCUUAGAGCUUAUUAUUGCGAAUAAGGAAUUGAAAUUAAUAGAUAAAUCUAAAAAAAAAAAAACAAAGAAAAAGAAAGAAAAGAAAGGGAAACGCUUGAUACUAAAUUUGGAUGCGUCGUACGUUUAACGUACCUGUUUCAAUCAAUUAAACUAAAUUUUGUUAUUAGACGAAUUUUGUCUGUCUUGUACGAGCCGGUUUAGUAUAAAGAAAUAAAACAAAGCGUUUCUAAUUCGGUUAUUAAUAUCUACAAUAAAUAUUUGUCGGAAAAGAAUUAUGAAUUUUUUUAGUAUUCGCGUACUUAGAUUCGAUGUAUUUACAUGUAUAGACAAAUAUUUGAUUAUAAUUUCGAAAGAAGAUGAUAAAUAAUCUUCUUAUUAUCUUAUUUUUCUCUCUUUUUUCGAUUAAUAUCAAUGAUAAUACGUUGAUCGUCGCGUAGUCCAAAUUUGGGCGACAAUCAUAUUUCCGUUCAAGGUUACGUAACCCAAAAAUCAGCUAACGUUGUUUUUCAUUCAGUUUAAAUAGAUUUUCUCAAGUAAUUUGCACACAAUUUUAUUUAUAGAAAAAUAAGACAAAUAUUUAAUACCGUUUAACAAAUAUAAGUAAAUUUAUAAGUAAAAUAAUAUUACUUCAACAAAAUAUGAGAGCUUCGAAAUGAAUCGAAUCGAAUCGAAUAAACGACAAAUGUUGGAUGUUUGUUGAAAUUUUAAAACGCAUAGGUUCCUAAAUGAAAAAGAAAAAAAAAGAGAGAACUGUCUUACGGAUAAUUUUCAAUACAUGUCUUCAAAAUGUAUACAGGGUAAAUUUUAGCCUUGAAAGGAAAAUUCUUGAUCUACGCGUUAUACGAUCAACGUGUUAAGCGAAUUAUGAGUACAACUAUCUUACUUUGAUCAUAAGUCUGCAAGUUUUACUAUUGUUCGUUAAAAAGAAUAUUUCCAUCCAUAUCUGUCCUGUCACAAGAAGCAUUUAUACUAAACUGAUAAAAACAUAGAAUAUUAUUUUCUAUAUCUUAUAAUAAUAAUAAUAAUGUUUAAACGUAGACGAUAGAUGAUUCUUUGGCUACAUUCCUUUUUACUAAAAUCUAUCGUAAGUUAUAUCAAACGCCAAUCUUUUUCGAAGUGUCUAUUUUACCGAAUAAUAAUUUUUCUAUACUAUGCAACCAAACAAACUAACCGACUGUAAGAUAAACUGAUAGUUCAAUUUUAGCUGUGAUUAAAAUGAAAUUACACAAAUGUGAUGGAUUAUUAAAGAAAGUCUUCUUCAAAGUAAACAAAUAUUACAACAGGAAUUAUUAUACAACAUUAAUAGAAACAAUAACGCCCGAUAUUUUUGGAUAUAUGAAUUGCAAGAUAUAUUUAAGUAAUGCAGAAUAUUUGUGACAAUAUUAAAUAAUUUGUUUUUUUUUUAAUUAAUUCCGAGUACGGAAAAUGAUCAAUAUGACUAACUGUAAAUAGAAAAGAAUUAAAUAUUUAAAAAAACUCUAUUACUUGAAAAUAUUAAUUUAUAAGAAUACUGUUUGUACCAUAAAUUCACAUAUCGUAUGGUGUUAAAUAUUUUCAUGGAUUUAACCGACACUAAACGUGUAUACGACUCCGAUAGAAAAUAAACACGUAAUCAAUGA